UUCUCCCCUCUCACAUGCUCCUGACCACCAAAUCAAUCAAACGCGGACUUCCUCCCUGAGACGCACGCACCGCACCUCACCUCACCGCCCCGCGUCGCGAGAUCUCAAAUCCCCGAUCCGACCCCACCGGCGGCGAUGGCCGGCAAGGAGCUGAGCGAGGAGCAGGUUGCCUCGAUGCGGGAGGCCUUCUCCCUCUUCGACACUGACGGCGACGGCCGCAUCGCCCCCUCGGAGCUCGGCGUCCUCAUGCGCUCCCUGGGUGGGAACCCGACGCAGGCGCAGCUCCGCGACAUCACCGCCCAGGAGAAGCUCACGGCGCCCUUCGACUUCAAGCGAUUCCUCGAACUCAUGCGCGCCCACCUCCGCCCGGAGCCCUUCGACCGCCCGCUCCGCGACGCCUUCCGCGUCCUCGACAAGGACGCGUCGGGCACCGUCUCCGUCGCGGACCUCCGCCACGUCCUCACCUCCAUCGGGGAGAAGCUCGAGCCCCACGAGUUCGACGAGUGGAUCCGCGAGGUCGACGUCGCCGCGGACGGCACCAUCCGCUACGACGACUUCAUCCGCCGCAUCGUCGCCAAGUAGUGGAUUGAUCCGUAUCCCAGCCCGCUCAGACUUCUUCGUAUUUAAUAACUCCUUCUUCGCGUGAUUUUAUUUCGUAUCAUCUGAUCUGAUCUGCUGCGCUUCUGUUUUGUGCUUUGGUUUCGGUGUGGUUCCCCAACUGCCCUAGGGUUUGGAUAAAAAUGGUGUGAUUAUGGAUUAAUGGAUCUGUCCGAUGGUAUUGCAAUGUAAAGUGUGGAUCCUGUUACUUUCUGUGAUUGAUUGAUUGCUUCAUCAGAAACCAGUGAAAUGCGCCAGUUUAUGCAUUGAUGUUAAUACAGCCUAUGAUUUGUUUUUCUUGUAA
This is a messenger RNA of Triticum aestivum (bread wheat), 901 nucleotides long. Its product is annotated as probable calcium-binding protein CML7. Lineage: Eukaryota; Viridiplantae; Streptophyta; Magnoliopsida; Poales; Poaceae. The transcript has a single exon. Gene Ontology annotation, molecular function: calcium ion binding. The record is from RefSeq and is a predicted model, not a curated record. Bases 136 to 582 code for a protein of 148 amino acids. Gene Ontology annotation, cellular component: myosin II complex.